AUGCGGGCACUUCAUUCGGAUUCCAGUGGUGAUAUUUAUCGCUCAGUCGCAAGCAUUAUCCUGAAACGUCCGCCCUUGGCCACCGAAAGCCAUCAGGACGAUGACGACGUUCAUCGACCGACACGUUUACCUAAAAGUACGCUCUAUAUGAUUGUCAAAAAGCCGCGCAAGCACAAUGCUUGGCAAUUCCCUCAGGGAGGGGUGGAGCCAGGAGAGACAAUAGCGGAAGCAGCGUUGAGGGAACUUGCGGAAGAGUGUGGGUCGGCUAUCAAGGUGCAGUUGCUCGAUAAGACAGCUGCCGGAGUAUAUCAAUAUCGUUUCCCAAAAGCAUUUAUCGAAAAUCGGCCUUAUGUCGAUCCUUCCGUUGGUGCCAAAGUUGAGUUUAUCCGAGCCAACUGGGUUUCAGGACAGUGCCAACCGGAUCAGAACGAAAUUGUGGAUUUUGCCUGGUUGACGCGAAAAGAGCUGUCGCAGUACAUUACCAAGGAAUAUGAGGCAGCACUCGCUUCGUUACUUGAUAACGACGUAUAG
This is a messenger RNA of Radiomyces spectabilis, 531 nucleotides long. Its product is annotated as NUDIX hydrolase domain-like protein. Gene Ontology annotation, cellular component: mitochondrial large ribosomal subunit. The transcript has 2 exons. Bases 1 to 531 code for a protein of 176 amino acids. The record is from RefSeq and is a predicted model, not a curated record. Gene Ontology annotation, molecular function: hydrolase activity; structural constituent of ribosome. NCBI's taxonomy places the organism in Eukaryota, Fungi, Mucoromycota, Mucoromycetes, Mucorales, Radiomycetaceae.